Rhodofomes roseus is the source of this 1718-nucleotide messenger RNA. RefSeq names its product succinic semialdehyde dehydrogenase. The transcript is spliced from 16 exons. The record is from RefSeq and is a predicted model, not a curated record. Lineage: Eukaryota; Fungi; Basidiomycota; Agaricomycetes; Polyporales; Fomitopsidaceae. Gene Ontology annotation, molecular function: succinate-semialdehyde dehydrogenase (NAD+) activity. Gene Ontology annotation, biological process: GABA catabolic process. Bases 69 to 1718 code for a protein of 549 amino acids.
CACGGAUGAAGAUGUGGGACAAGACAAGUCGGGGACAAGUCCGAGCCUAGGGUUAGGGAUGAGGUCAUAUGCCCUGCGCGCGGCCAGGCGUGGCCCGUUCGACGUCGUCCUCGCCGGACAGCGUUCCCCCUCCCACACCCGCCAUGGCCACCCCCCGACUGGCCUUUGCCGCCCUCAGACUAUCCGCCACCUCCCCACCCAACGCCAGACUCGUCGCCAAGACGGCCAUCGCCUACAGGAUGGCUAGCACGUCCGCAGCGAGCUUCGCCCUGAAGGAUGCCUCGCUCAUCCACAACCACGGCUACAUCGACGGAAAGUGGGUCGACGCCCACGAUGGCGCAGUCAUCAAAGUAACGAACCCUGCGACGGAGGAAGAACUGGGCACAGUCCCCGAGAUGGGCCUCGCUGAGACGAAGCAGGCCAUCGCCGCCGCGUCGCGCGCAUUCAAGUCGUGGGGCAAGACAACUGCAAAGCAACGACACGAUAUUCUCAUGAAGUUCUACGCGCUGAUGCAGGAGAACACGGAGGACCUCGCCCGUAUCAUCACUUUGGAGAACGGGAAGCCCCUUGCGGAGGCAAAGGGCGAGCAUGCAUACUCCUCGUCCUUCAUUGAGUGGUUCGCUGAGGAAGCAAUCCGCACAUACGGAGAGGUAGUCCCAUCAGCGUUCCCGCACAUCCGCAACGUCGUCAUCAAGCAACCCAUCGGUGUCGUGUCCAUCCUCACACCAUGGAACUUCCCCUCCGCCAUGAUCACCCGCAAGCUCGGCGCCGCCCUCGCAGCCGGGUGCACCACCGUGAUCAAGCCCCCGCCGGAGACGCCCUUCUCCGCUUUGGCCCUUACUGAGCUCGCGACGCGCGCAGGCGUCCCGCCAGGCGUGAUCAACGUCGUGACGACGCAAGCGAACGUCGCGGACGUUGGGCGCGAGAUGUGUGAGAACGAUGCGGUCCGGAAGGUCACGUUCACCGGGAGCACGCCCGUGGCGAAGAUGCUGUACGGCAUGGCCGCGAAGGGCAUGAAGAAGAUGUCGAUCGAGGCGGGCGGGAACGCGCCGUUCAUCGUGUUUGACGAUGCGGAUAUCCCGGCGGCCGUCGAGGGUGCUAUUGCGUGCAAGUUCCGCGGGACCGGCCAGACCUGCGUGUGCGCGAACCGGAUAUACGUGCAGGACUCUGUGUAUGCGGACUUCGCCUCGCGGCUCGCCGAGAAGGUCGCCGCAUUCAGGGUCGGGAACGGACUCGAGGACGGGACCACGCACGGGCCCCUGAUCCACGAAAAGGCCAUCGAGAAGGUGCAGCGCCACGUCGAUGACGCGCUCGCGCAGGGCGCGCAGCUGCUCAUGGGCGGGACGCGGCUGCCGGGCAAGGGCGCGUUCUUCCAGCCGACGCUGCUCGCGGACGUGCCGCCGGACGCGCUCGUGAACAGCGAGGAGACGUUCGGGCCGCUCGCGGCGCUCACGCGCUUCGCGACGGAGGACGAGGUGCUCCGCUGGGCGAACGACUCUGCGGUCGGGCUCGCGGGGUACUUCUACUCGCGCGACGUCGGGCGCGUGUGGCGCGUCGCGGAGGCGUUGGAGGUCGGCAUGGUGGGCACGAAUACGGGCUUGAUUAGUCAGGCUGUUAUUCCGUUUGGAGGGGUGAAGGAGAGCGGGCUCGGGCGGGAGGGCGCACACGGCAUCGAGGAGUACAUGAAUGUCAAGUUUGUCGCGUUUGGCGGCCUGUGA